This is a messenger RNA of Andrographis paniculata, 1389 nucleotides long. RefSeq names its product WAT1-related protein At2g39510-like. The record is from RefSeq and is a predicted model, not a curated record. Bases 175 to 1389 code for a protein of 404 amino acids. Lineage: Eukaryota; Viridiplantae; Streptophyta; Magnoliopsida; Lamiales; Acanthaceae. Gene Ontology annotation, molecular function: transmembrane transporter activity. Gene Ontology annotation, cellular component: plasma membrane. The transcript is spliced from 6 exons.
CACCCUAGGAACUAACCAAACCAAAGUCGUGUUCCAGUGGUUCUCUCCAAUUUCCCUUUUGGGAACAAUUAGUUAAUUCGCGGGAAACCACAAGCACGCUUUUUCAAAUAUAUAUAUAUAUAUAUAAAUCCAUUGAGUCACUGCACAGAACUGCAGGGUAGUCACAGUAGAGAGAUGAAAGCCAUUAAGGAGCUCCGGCCAUAUUUGGCCGUAAUUCUUCUGCAGUUAGGCUCCGCCGGCUCCGCCAUCAUCGCCAAGGCGGCGCUCAACCACGGCAUGAGUCAUUACACCUUUUCCGUCUACAGAAACAUCGUCGCCGCCGUCGUCGUCGCGCCUCUCGCAUUUUUUCUCGAGAGGAAAAUCCGGCCGAGGAUGACGUGGUCGGUGGCGUGCAAGAUAGUGCUGCUCGCCUUGCUUGAGCCGGUGAUAGAUCAAAAUCUGUACUACGGUGGGAUGAGUUACACGACGGCGACGUUCGCGGCGGCGAUGUGCAACAUGAUUCCGGCGUUGACAUUCUUGCUGGCGUGGAUGGCCAGGAUGGAGGCAGUAGAUGUAAGAAAGAGGCACAGCCAGGCUAAGAUUGUGGGGACCAUCUUCGCAUUUGCUGGGGCUAUGAUCAUGACACUUGUCAAAGGCCCAGCCGUCCGAUUGCCCUGGACCCACAAAGCCCUGCACGUGAUCUCACGUGAUCACGAUCACUCGCAGCUCAAGGGCGCUUUCAUGGUCGCCGCUGGCUGUUUAUGUUGCUCUUCCUUUUACAUUCUUCAGGCGAUCACAUUGAAGUCAUACCCCGCGGCCUUGUCUCUAACGGGCUUAAUAUGCGCCGCGGGAUCAUUGCUAGGGGCGGCGGUGACUCUUGUGGUUGAGAGGCGCAACUUAUCAGUAUGGUCGAUCCAAUGGGAUAAUAAGCUUCUCGCCUAUCUUUAUAGUGGAUUGGUUCAGUCCGGGGUGGCUUACUAUGUUGCUGGGAUGGUAAUAAAGGGAAAAGGGCCCGUCUUCGUCACUUCUUUUAAUCCGCUAAGUAUGGUUAUUGUCGCAAUCUUGAGCUCUUUCGCUUUUGCCGAGGAAAUGAAUAUUGGAAAGUUGACAGGAGCAAUGGUGAUAGUGGUAGGGUUGUAUUUAGUGAUAUGGGGCAAAGCCAAAGAUGAGCAUAUUACAAACAGGAACAAUAAUAAGGAUAUCAUUAUUAAUAAUAAUAAUAAUAAUAAUAAUAAUAAUAGUGAUGAUAAAGAAGAUGGCGAUUCAGUACAACAGCCUAAAUCUGGUGAAGAGAUGAUGAUGACGAUGGUGGUCAUCACUACCAAUCAAGAACAAGAUCAAGAUCAACAACACACAGACAAACAAGAACACCACCACCAUUCAGACAACAAAACAUUCCCACCUGUCUAA